GGCGCGCCCUCGGAGCCGCCGGCGGGCGCGGGACCGGAGCGCCGCGUCAGCCGCAGCCUGUGGGAGCUGGAGCAGCGCAGCUACAGCCGCUCGUCGCUGGGCUCCGCGCUCGGCCCCGACGCGGAAGAGGAGGCCGAGGCCGAGGCCGAGGCGCGGCGGCUGGAGCGCCUGGCCGAGGAGCAGCGGCAGCGCGCGGAGCUGGCCGACCAGUACCGGCAGCUGCUGGCCGAGCGCGCCCGGCGGCGGCAGCACAACGCGCGGCUGCAGGGCCAGCUGGGCGCGCUGCUGGGCAAGGGCAAGAGCACGGAGCGCGCCCGCGCCGGGCCGGGGCCGGGGCCGGAGCCGCGCGUCUCGGACCGGGAGCAGCGCUACGGGCGCUACCUGGCCGCGCUGGAGGAGCUGCGCGGGCAGCGGGCGGCGGAGCUGGCCGGGGCGCGCGAGCGGGAGGCCGCGCUGCGGCGCGCGGGCCAGGAGAGGCAGGCGCUCGUGGGCGGCCAGUGGCGCGCGUACCAGGCCGCCGCCCGGGAGGUGGCCGUGUACACCACGGGCCGGCGGCUGGGCGGCCGGCGGGCCGCGGUGCAGGCGGUGGAGCAGAUCCAGGCGCGCGAGCAAGCCAAGGAGGAGGAGCUGACGCAGGCUCGUCUAGAAAAUAUAAAGUUGAAACGCAGGAUCCAAAAACUUGAGGCAAGUCUAAAAGCGCAGGAGGAGUUAGCAGAAGGUUUGCAUUUAAUAGACUUUGAGCAGCUGAAGAUAGAGAAUCAAACCUACAAUGAGAAGAUUGAGGAGCGCAAUGAGGAGCUUCUGAAACUUCGUAGAAAAAUCACCAACACAGUGCAAGUCCUGACUCAAGUAAAGGAAAAACUGCAGUUUGUGGAAGCGCAGAAUCAAGGCCAAAAGGUACAGCUGAUGGCCGUCGAGGCUCUGGUGGCCCAGAAGAGAGAGAUCUUAACCAAGACCAAACAAGCUCGGGAUAAGUUGCGAAUGGACAAUCAGAAGCUCCAGCAGAAGUGUGGCUUACUUGGAAACACACUGCUCUUGAGGGACUUUGAGGACAAGGUGGCUGCUAAUGAGCUGCUGCAUGAGAGGCUGGAGAAACUGAAACGCCAGCAUGCCGGACUUUGCCUUACUUGCAAAGGUGUCAAGAAGAAAAUCCAAGGAGCAAAAUCUUUUCUACCGUUGUAACUUACUGUGGUUUCUAAAUUAAAAAAGGGCAAAAUGAUGCAUUUGGGUAAAUCGAAUAUGAUGAUAGUUCUCAGAAGACUACUGUGCCUUAAAAUCAAAUCAGUUUAUCCAACUGGUUUAAGACCAAUCUAUGGAAAGUAUUUAAAGCUCAUACCUAAAUCUACAGAGAGAGUUCAAUUUUAAGAAGAAUGACUCCAGGGAACUAUUUGAAACUAUUACAUUGUAAUUUCUACCAAUCUUCACAGGAGAAUGUUGUGACAUAUCUUGACUUUAGCAACGCUUUUCACAAAAUGCCUCAUGACAUCCUGAUUAGCAACCUAGAUGGAACAACUAGUGGGUGGAUCCAGUUAGCUACAGAAUCGGGCUCAAAGAGCACCUUCCAUAACACCGACAGACAAUGCGAUCUUCAGGCCCUCUCGGUAGUUCCAGACCUGCCCAUUUCAAUUUGUAGCAAUACUAUACAACUGAGAAAUUAUCAGAAAAAAUGUGAGUCUAGAUGAAGAUCCCAGAAAGGUUGACAUACUAGGAAGCAUCCGCUAAGCUGAUUUAUAAUAUUUACUGUACUAAUUAGGGACAUUAAACUUAAGAUCUGAAAAAGCUGGCACACACACAACUCUCAGAUGAAAACUCUCGAGCACUGUUACGCUUAAUGUAUUCCUUUGGGCUUUGAUUAUUAUGAUUUGCAAUUCCUGUUAAUUGCGCUAUGAACUUAAUAAAGCAAAAAGCAGGGUAACAGAAAGGGGGUGGGGAAGAGGGAAAAAUGAAAAGGAAAAUAUGAGGGUGGCAAGCCUAAAAGAAACAAAGUCUAGCUUCCUGUGAAAGGUUGACCCAUGCAAAGGUGGAGACGUGUGGUCUCUGGCUAUGUGCGCUCAGAGUACUAGAAGGUCCAGGCUUGUAUCAGUAGUCCUUUG
Varanus komodoensis (Komodo dragon) is the source of this 2093-nucleotide messenger RNA. It is a transcript of the gene CFAP184, whose product is annotated as coiled-coil domain containing 96. Gene Ontology annotation, biological process: cilium assembly. Gene Ontology annotation, cellular component: ciliary basal body; axoneme. The transcript is spliced from 2 exons. NCBI's taxonomy places the organism in Eukaryota, Metazoa, Chordata, Lepidosauria, Squamata, Varanidae. The annotation marks the transcript as partial. The record is from RefSeq and is a predicted model, not a curated record.